Molecule: messenger RNA, 2768 nt
Organism: Ornithodoros turicata
Lineage: Eukaryota; Metazoa; Arthropoda; Arachnida; Ixodida; Argasidae
Exons: 7
Coding region: 349-1023 (224 amino acids)
Source: RefSeq, a predicted model, not a curated record
CUGCGUAUCUGACGCAAAGCUUGAAGUCCAGUGAUAAAUAGCAUAGAGUCGCUCUUAGAUAACGUCGCUGUCUGGUCGGUUGGCCGGGUUGGGUGUCCUUUCUAUGUCUCGGCGUGAUAGCCUGUAACAGUAGUCGUCGUAGAUGUAAUUUUGUAUUUGUUGAUGUGUCUCCAGAGGAAAACGCAUUUCCCAUGAAAAGCAGCUGUCAAGUAGAAGCUCUCUGGAGCCAGUAAGAGUAGCACUUGCAAACAACUAUCCUCGUGGGUCCAGCCUGCUUCUAACCACCUCUACUGGUAUGCACAUGCCAGUGAAGGUGAUGGCGACGUCCUUGUGGACAUUUGGAAAACCAUGGUAAACCAUGCUGCCAACAUUCAUGAGGGUCACAAUGGGAUGUUGACAAGGUGCCUUCACAAGCCACUGGACAACAGGUCUUGGCUCCGCAAAGGAUCUCCAGCACACAAAAGGCUUGAAGAAAUCGUCACAGCCCCAGUGCUGACACGGGCCAUCAAGCAGUUGUCCCCACACACCCAGACCUUUGCCUUGGAGUCAUUCCACAAUGUCAUUAACCAGUUCGCUCCCAAGUCUGUGGCGUUUUCUUACUUCGGCAUGCAAGCUAGGACAUACAUUGCCAUCCUGCACUUCAAUGAAAACUCCUCACGUUUGCAAGCUACUACAAAGGAUGGACGACUGCAGUGGAAACUGAAAGCACCAAAGGCGAAGGCUGGAGAAAUGAUUGCAAGCCCUGUAAUGACGCAGGCGACAUUUGGCUAUGUGAAUGACCAGCUUGAUGAGACUCUUCGCUUGGCAAGUAUAUACAUCACCUUCGCAGAGGCCUUUGCAAAUGCAGAGUGUGAUGUCCCACCACCAAUGACGCACCGCAUCAGGCAGAGACCAUCCAAGGACGACGUUGUAGCUGGUCAUGUUUCACGAUUCGCUACAGCACAUACAAAUCCACUUCAUCCUGUGCACGGGUAUGACGCUGAGGAUGAUGACUUUGACGCAGACCUGUUGAUGCCUGAGUAAACAAGGCUGCUUCGCAGAGCGUGGCAUACCAAAACAGGAUGUUUUCCAAUGUCUUUCACCUGAGUGACAGGCAAGAACAACUCCAGUGAAUGGCCUGCAAUUCACCUCUAAAAUACAGCAGCCUCCAUUCGAUGCACCGCAUCAUCAGGUGAUAUCGUUCCUUUACAGUUCCUAGUGCUUUGUUCUGUUUAAUUUACUAAGCAUAACCGUACCAACCAUAAUUGAAUCAGUGCUAUACUACUGCAUUCAACAUGCUCAUGGACUUGUGCAUGUUACCCAAUAAGGUAAUUCGGUACAGUAACUAUUACUCUGGUGACAAAAGUAAUUUCUCACAAUUACAAAUUAGAGAGCUAAAUUUGUAAUCAAGUAACUGCUCAAAAUGUAAGGUAUUACUAUCGUUGUUACUUUUGAUAAUAAGCCAUAAGGUCUGUAGCGCUAUAGUCACAACAAAAUUUCAAGUGACUCCCUAUGUCCAAAGCUUGACCUACUGUACAGCAACACGUUGUGGUAGGAAGAGAUAUAAGAUAUCCCCAGGGCGUAGAAUGCAUGUCCGGAUUGAUUUUACUCCGGUCACUAAGGUCCGGUGAGAGAACUCACGGGCCCCGGGGGAUGAGUCUUGCCCCGGUCCCCCUUGUCACGUAUAAUGGUGCUAGCAUCCGUGGGGAGGGCCCUUCGUUGCCGGCCCUGCAUACUGUACUGGAAAGCAAAUUAGAUAUGGCUGUGCUGGGGCCUGUGGAUUGGUUUCGUCCAUGAAUUCAGCUUAGUCGUAACAGUAGUUGAUCAGUUUGUAAUCCAAUACCAAAAAUUGUAAUCAGGUUUGAAAAAUUACUUUCUCAAACAUCUAAUUGAUUAUAUUUACAAAAUUAAUGGCUAGUAAUGGCUUACUAGUAAGACAACUAAUUGGUAACAUGCUACGUACAAGUCCGAGGUCAGGCUGCAUCCAGUUAAACGUGUCUAGCAGCUUUGUAUAAUUGCUAGUGGGCUUCACCCCCUAUUUGCUAAUAACGCUGAUCCAAAUACAGCUGCCAAAUAUGGAGUUGGGCAGCAUAACAUAGAACACUUACUGUGCAUGUAUAUAUUUGUGAUACGGUAAAAAAAUAUGUAUUUGUAACAUAUAACCUGUACAUAGAUGUACAGCUUGUGGUAGUUCUCAAACAUAGUUGUUGUUGCAUGUGCUUGUAAUUGCUUAGUAUAUCCACUUUCAUGAAACGUUGUAUGACUAGUACUUGCAUGGUGUGGCUGGAUCACCGACUGUCGCUUAGUUUUUUUUUUAGUUCCCUUUGAUCCUGGGUCCACACGCAUAAGGUCAUUUUCCAUUUUGUUGAGACGCAGCUCUUAGCUGCUUCAGUUUGUAACUUUGUUGUAUUUUAGUUAUCACACUUACUAGCUGAGUUAAAUGCCGACAUAACGGCUGUUUGAGCACAGUCCCCUCACCCUCGACACAUAUGCAAGUGGGCCCACAUCCGCGGCGGAGCCUGCACCGCUACAGGACGCUCUGUCCAGGUGGCGGAUAGGACAGUUCUUCUUUUAUGAAGAAGGCAGACGUCUGCCAGCGGACCAACAGACAUUUCAGUUCAAACAAGACCAAUUUCUGCUGUCUGUUUUUUGUUGCAUUAAAAAAUGGGACAUACAGCAAUGACUACUGGGGCUUUUACUUCCUUUCGAGGUGCCUUCAUUGGUGACUUCCAGCUUAACAUUACCUCUUGUUAAAUUGCUUCAACAAUAAAUGUAAACAGUUGCCAGAA